CUAUUGACCUAUCCAUAUUUCCUGUGCCGUUUUGCUAACAUACACUACGAGCUAUGGCGGACUUCUUGGGAUUACACGAGCAUGAUGAAGCCUAUGGAGGGAAAGAUUGGCUGUCUUGUUGUUUUCUUACUGGCCUUUUCGACGAUGCUGCCAAAUGGUGCGAGUGCACAGCGAUACACAUGCUGGGGAGGAUGCUACAACGAGUGCUUCUUGAGGAGCGCCGAGACAGGAUCCGGGAGAUUUGCCUGCUUUUACAGUUGUGUCGUCCCUUGUCUUCCUCGCACUGCCAUGGAUUAUCAGCAAUCUUGCGAGGCUGGAUGCUCGCUGGGGCUUUGUCUUCGAGACACAUACGAUGGCUCAAGAGUGGAGAGAUGCUUUGAGAAUUGCACCAACUUCUGCAAGAUUUAUAGAAUUAACUGAUGCUGCAACAUAUCACCGUUUUACAGCAGUGAUGAAUAAUGUGACACAGCUUAGAUAAUUCUUUAUGAUGUAAUAAGACAGCCCAGAGCUUCCUCUUUAUAUCAAAGUAUCGACAGACUAAAAGCAGAGUUUAUUCUUUACUUUUGCAGAACAAAAACCCUUUUUGUUGAUCUACCAAGGAAGAAUAAUGCAUUUGAAUCCCCAUCACUUAUUCAAU
Andrographis paniculata is the source of this 637-nucleotide messenger RNA. RefSeq lists its product as uncharacterized. The transcript has 3 exons. NCBI's taxonomy places the organism in Eukaryota, Viridiplantae, Streptophyta, Magnoliopsida, Lamiales, Acanthaceae. The record is from RefSeq and is a predicted model, not a curated record. The coding region runs from base 54 to 380 and encodes 108 amino acids.